AUGGUUUUUUCGAUUCUUAUGCCCUUUUCUCCGGCCACCGUAAGAGUGUACGCCACGGGGGCAAAAGGAAGUGGCAGCAGCACCACCACGAAAGAAGAGAAGAGUAUCAUCGACUUUGUUCUUGGUAGUUUAACGAAGCAAGAUCAAUUUUACGAGACCAAUCCUCUCCUCAAGAAGGUAGACGAGAAAGAAGAAACCACCGGAGGUAACGGUGGCCGGAAAACAGUUUCCGGGGGCAAGAACUCAGUGGCAGUGCCGCAGAAGAAGAACGGCGGCGGCUUCGGUGGUCUCUUUGUAAAGAAAUGA
Microthlaspi erraticum is the source of this 306-nucleotide messenger RNA. NCBI's taxonomy places the organism in Eukaryota, Viridiplantae, Streptophyta, Magnoliopsida, Brassicales, Brassicaceae. The record is from the annotation of a GenBank genome assembly.